GGCAGGAUAGUGAGCUGUUGCUGUCUCGAUCGACCCACAACUGGUCCCAGCAGGAUUUGCAGCAGCUUUCCGGUUCCAGCAACAGCUCGAUCGCCGAUAACAACAGCUCCGAGAGCACUUCCUCGACCGAGACGCUCAAGUGGCAUGGGUCGAUGAGCGACGUUUCGGAGGCGAGUCAUGUGACCGGAAUGUCAAACCUGUCCGGUGCCGGUUCUACCUCGCAGCUGAUCGCUCACAGCUCCCGGGUCCGAACCCCGCAACGGCACAACUCCGAAAGCAUUCUGUACAUGACCACGGAUGAACAACAGCUGCAGCAGCAGAAUCCUCAGUUAAUUGGUCAUCAUCAAGGAUCCAGCCCAACUGGGACGGGCGCUUCUCCGGUGGCAAGCAACGGAGGAUCGCCGAUUGGCGUGGCGGAUGACGAUCUGUUACGUUACCAGCAUCGGAGUCAGUCCAGCAGUGCCUUGGGUCCUGCUUCCUCCCCCGGAAGUAGUAGCAACAGUGUCAACAACGGAUCCUCCUCGCCCGGGAUCCGUUCUAGUCGUAGCAAUAACCGGCUGUUCCCGAUCAGCACCUACACCGAGAUUCCUAACAGCAACGGCAACAACAACAACAACAACCUUAGCAGUAGUAACAGUAGCAAUAACAAUAUUAGCAGCUUAAGUAACACCACCGGUAACGGCAUCCUUCAAGGAACGACGACUCCGACCGGAACGUCAAUGGUGGAUGGUUCCAACUGGGAAAUGUACUGGCAACUGAGUCCCCACAACUGGCAAUCGGUGGCCGAGCGGAUAAACGAACUCGAAAAACACCAGCAACAAAGUGGCACCAAUCUAGGGACGAACUCGAUCCAGCAAGCUCCCCUAGGCGGCAACAAAAAUCUAAGUCAGCAACAGCAGCAGUACCCGCAACAGCAGCAGAAGUAUACGUAUUUUGAUCCGUCCAAAACCCAUCGGGUUUCGAAUCCUUCGUUGAAGGCCUUCCAAAAGAAAGCUGUGAUAUCCUACUUCGAACGGCAGCAAGCCUACGCUCGGGAGAGCAGCCACAAUCUGUCUCGGCCAACGAGCCUAAAUUUAGGAGGCGGAGGAUCACCUCCGUCGUUGAAAUCGGUCUCGCAACGUUCCUCCAUCUCCAGUGCGUACUCCUCAUCCGGAAGUACACUGGACCUGGCACCGCCGUCUUCACAUUCCUCGAUCGUCGGAGGAGGACCCUAUCAUCAUCAUCCGAGCAUCGCGGUCCAGCAGCAGCUGGACAAGAUCGCGGCCAAUAACCUACGCAAUCAGCUAGCAUCGGUACACACGAUGAACCUUCUGAACAAAGUUCAAUCUCCCUCCCAUCAUUUGAUCGACUCGCAAAUGAUGAUCCUCAACAACAGCAGUAGCGACGUCGAGGAUCCUCAUCUCAACAUGUCCGUCGUGGCCAACGGAGAUUCGCCGCCUCCACCUCCGCCGCCGCGAUCCCGAUCGAUUGUUGUUCCAGUUAUGAACGGAGGCGCCACCGUCAUGAGCACUACUGGGCUGCAUGCCGUACCCCAUAUGACUGCUGUAAGAAGGACUUCUUCUGCCUCGGAGUACUCUUCAGUACGCGACAAAAUGAUACAGCAACGGCAACAGUUGUCCAAGGAUCUGCUGGGCCCUAUGAUCAUGGGCCCGAUCAUUGCUCUGGACGAUUGGGUCCCCGAAAGGCCACCCAAGAACCCAAUGUUGAGGAUACCUAGCCCUGAACUUCCACCUCCUCCGCCAACGUUAAGUCCUACCGAGGACAUCAUUUUGAACCAAGACGAACCACUUCCGCCACCUCCGCCGGAAAUCCUUCGACACAUACGGCAGCUGAGCGAUUCCGGAGAACCCAAAUCGAACACCGCCAGUCGACGGAACAGUUUCGCUGGUCAAACCAACAAACAAUCCCUCUAUCGAGCAUCGACGCUGGAAAACCUUUCGCCACCUCCCCUACCCAAUCUCCCUCAUCAAACUCAGAUCAGUCAUCUGAUCAUACCACCUGCGGUUCCCAAGAAACCUCAACCGCCAAUGGAACCGCACGUCAUCUACCGCAGAUCGUCAUCCAGCAUGGCAAAAUCGCAACCCUUUUCCACACAUCAAAACAUCAUGAGCAACAGCAAUACUGCCAUUCAUCAGGCACAGCGGGUCCUGGUCAACGGCAAACCGGACACUCAAAGACACUCACUUCCGAUGGCCCUCAAUUCACCUCCCACAAACCAACUCGUUCAGCAACCUCAAUUCAUUCCCCGUCAAUCGGAUCAAUCACGUGUUUCGAUGCGAAAACGGUCCCACAAUUCUUCGGAAUUUUUGGUGAAACCACCCGGAAACAACGGCAGUGGCCCGGUGGCUAUGACCCCACCACCCCCGCUUAAACCACGGAUGCCGAUGCAGCAGCUACCGAUCGAGGUCCAACAACUUCAGCAGCAGCAGCAACAGUUGAUCUCCUCGAUGGGAAGUAAAAGUUGCACUGGUCGAAAUCGUCACGGCUACCGAGUCAACGAAUACAGUUUCGACAACGACGACGAGGAGGACACCGAUAGCGACGAAGACGACAAUAAAGAUGCUUAUCGACGACACUGCUAUAACGUCAACGAAGGUGAAAGCAGCAGCAACGAAGAAGAUCGAUUUUCGGUAGGCAGUUUUCUGGGUGUUUGUCGAGGACAAUCUUCAAGCAGUCUUGCUGGGUCUCGGUCCAACAUUAGUCACACCGAUUCUGUGGCCUCUUCCAGUGGGGGGUCUUCGGCUACCGGUGGAUCUUCUGGACGAAGCAGUCGUGGUUGGCUGGUGUACUUUGGCAAUAAACUGCACCUGGCGCCCAUGCGGAAGACUUUCCUGACGACGAGUAAUUCCAAGGCUUCGUAUCUGCCACGGCAGCCACGAGACAAACUUCAUUCCGAUCCGGACCAUGGCAGCUACAAGUUGACGUUGACUUCAAACGAGGACAGCAUCAACCAUAACGACGUCUUCCCGGAGGAAAUCAUCACUUCGUCAAAGUGUAACCUGCCCGAUGUGCUGCCUCCGGGAGUGAAAUAUUCUCUCUACUCGGCCAACAACAAUAACAAUAAUAACGGCGCCUCGGCCAAUGCCAAUGGGAAAUCGAUCGUUGUUGGCAAGCCCCCGAAAACGAUUCCUCACAGUGCACCGAUCAUUUCGACCAACAGCCUAAAAUCGAUGUUCAAUUUCACACCGCAAUCGCAAACGCAGCAAAAUCAGGUCACACCUCCGAGUGCCUCCUCACCGGUGACCCCACCGCCGGCCUACAGCCCCCAAAAAUCACCCUCGCUGCCCGGGAGCCCCACCAGCCAGGUUUCGAUCCAGAGCCCCAAAUACACGUCCCAGUCGACGUUCGACCUCAAGAAAACGCAAAUCCUCGAUUCGGCCUAUCUCUCAACACAAAGCUGCCAGGCCCAGAUUGGCAUACCAAUUGGGCAGCAGCAGCCACUGGCCGAUCCGAUCAAUAGUAGCAAUUAUCUCAACCAUCCGCCGCAAAGCACCAUCACCAAUACUUCUACUGGCAGCCAGCAAACUGUAAAUAAUUAUAAUGAAAUUUCCGAAAAGCUCGAUAUCUCGGAACCAAGUCCCAUCUGCGCCUUUACUGAGCAGCCAGUAGCGAGUGCAGAAACGCACCACAACCACCACACCGAAAGCGUCUCGACGUCUUCGUCUCCGUUCAUCGAUGAUGAAAGCCCCUCAGUGGUGAGCCAGGAAGAUCACGAAGCACCCAUCAUCAGUAGCAAUAACAUUAGCUUAGCAGAAGUAAACCACGCAACUCCCUCGGUGGCUCCAGCGGACCCGAACGAAACCACGUGCUCCCAGGAACUGUCCACCAACACUCCCACGGCGGCCGUCGUCCUAACUACCACGUGCAAUUCCGUCUCGCUAGAACGAGCCACCAAGGAAAUCAACCUAGCGGAACCACUGCCGCCACCCGAAGAAGAAAACCCCCCAGAAACCCACAACCAACAAACGCCACCACAACAACUCCAAAGAACGGAAAUCGUUCUGCGGGUGGCAGCCCCUACCUCGGAAGCCUCCUCGCAAACCGAAGACGAUCUCAACAACAACACCCAGGCGGACGCCAACCUACCCCGGCGAUCGCCCACGACAACAGUCAACGCACUGUCACAAUCGAUCGCCAGCCAGCUAGUUUUCGAUCAAUCCACAUCUGAAUCAACCUGUGGCAGUAAACACUCGAUCGGAACGUCGACGGCGUCCCCGCCGGGAACGCCCACCGGCAAGAGUCCAUUCGGGGGAUUUUUUGGUGCUCCACGGAAGGUCCACCCGGAGGAAAUAGACUGUGAUAAGCUGUCGCACGAUCUGAUUAGCCAACUGUCGCCCUCGGAUAAGCUGCACACGAUACUGGCCCCCAAAACGUUCAAAUCGUCCUCGGAUUAUGUUUCUGACCUGUUCAACAUCCAAAUAGCGCCCCGACCGAUGAAGAAGGAUGCCUCAACGGCAACACCGGAAGCUAGCCCGCAGAAAAGUCCCAUGGACAUUCUCACCACCAGUUCCAGCUACUUCCAGGUGUCGGAACCGAAGGCCAAGCUGAUGACCCGGUACGGCCGGGAGAUGACGCUGAUCAACGGGGACUGCUGUGAUUUGACCAAAAAGAAGGAAGAACUGGUCCAACGGUUGGGCAAGAAGUUACUCGUGCUCUCCAAUGAACAGACCAGCAUUGCCGAGGAAAGCAACGCCAACGACCUGCUCGGUAACGAUGUGGCCCUCAAGGUAGCCCAAAAGGUCCGGCCCUCGGACGCCUCCAAGUUCCGCUCCUACGUCGACGACGUCGGCUAUAUCACCAUGCUGCUACUUUCGCUAUCCGGCCGGCUGGCCCGCACCGAAAAUGCCCUCCACAACAUCGACGAAAGUCACGCCGAUAAGAAAAUCCUCGAAGCCAAACGGGACCGAUUGCUGGAGCAGCUGGACGAGGCCAAGCAGCUGAAGGACGACAUCGAUCGGCGGGGUGCGAUUAUCGGGAAAAUUCUGGAAAAGUCGCUGACCAUCGAAGAGUACGCCGAUUACGAUUACUUUAUCAACAUGAAGGCGAAGCUGAUCGUCGACUCGCGGGAGAUCGCCGACAAGAUCAAACUGGGCGAAGAACAGCUGGCCGCCCUCAAGGAUACCCUGGUGCAAAGCGAGUGUUGACCACGAGCCGAGAGCAUUUUUUAUUGUUUUGUAAAAAUUAGAAACCCAGUAAGGAAUCCUACGUUAUACUGUAAGCUUAUAUGGGCUAGGAUAAAAUUGAACUUACAUGAUCAAUCUCAUCAGAGCAGAUAAGAAUGACCGAUCGGCUGUUGAAUAGAUAGGAUAGAUACAAACACGGCGAACAAUAAUGAUGUUUACGCAAACAGAAAUCAAGUAUAAACCAUUUUAGUAGUUUUAAAUAAGUUUGGAAGGAUGACUGUCCUAGGAUCAGAUCGCUCCAGAACGAUUGUAUAUUAUUGUAAAUUUUUAGUCAUUCGAUAUCAGAGUAAGAACCUUCUUCAGUAACCAAUUUUUGUUUUGUUCUUUUCAAAUUCGUUUAAACUCAUUAACCCACCAAUUGGCAGUUACGUUUGAAAAAAUCUCAUUUAAUAACCUUUUACUAGGAAAUACAUUAAAAAAAAUCUACCAGUUUUUCCUCGUUAAGGCGGAAAGUUCUUGCAUUUCAAUGCUGUUCUGUUGAAAUGCCCAAGAGUUUUUGCGAGUGCACCCCCAAUAUAUGUUGAUAAGUUUGCGUGUGCGUGUGCUUUUUUGAUACUUAAAUGCACGUUUAGUACGCUUUGCUUAGUCCCUCCAUACAGACGUUAAUCUCUUCGUCUUAGGUUUUUUUUUACUUGCGAGUGCCGUGCCUUACGUUUUUCCUACAUACUUUUUUAAAGUCUAACCUCAACUUUUCUAGCCCAUCAAAACCCAAUGUUGAUGGUUGGGUUUCGAUUGUGCCUUUUAUUCUUUCUCAAUCUUAAAAACUGCAUGGACUUAAAACAUUGUAGUUUAAACACUUCAGUGGCAAUAAUUCAGAUAGGUGCUUAGACACAUUAGGUCCCCUAUUAGUUUGUGAAUUUCUUCUUGUAAUAAAAUCUAUUUGAUGGAAUGAAUACUAUCCAUUUCGAUUAAACUAGAUGGAACAUCUAUCAGUCGUAGAUUUAUUGCAAUAUUUGUAAAGUAGCACCCAUUUUAGUGGAACUUUCAAACGAACGAUCGAACCUUAUUAGUUUGUACAUUAUACCUAUUUUAUCGACACUCUUGAAAACCUUUGUAUUUUAUUGUAAAAUUACGCUACUGAUUCUACCUAGACUAUUAUAAUUAUUCUUAUUAUAAUUAUUAUUACUAUAAUUAUUGAAAAACAGAAACAAAAAUGUGUAAGCACGAUAAAAUUUAAACGAAAACAACGGAUUGUGAUUUUAAUAUGAACUAUACGAAUAUCAAAAAUGGAACAUUUUAUGCAACUCAUAGGUUUGCCUAUUUUCCCCCUAGAAAGAGAGGAAUCAAUCAUUUUUUAUCAUGUAGUCUAUUAGUCCAGAGGGUAAGACACAAACACGAUUUUAGUAGUACGAUAACUGAUCGCCGCCCAAAUUGCAGCAAACACGCUAGGAAUUCAUUUCCACUCUGAUUGUUUGCUUGGGGGCCAACGCAAGUAUAUACUACCUAGCUACAAUAGUUCUUCCUAACACGAAUACAAUACCUACCUACUUAAAUACCUACCUACUACAAUACGCAUUCACGUUUCUUCAGUGUCAAAAUGUUCUAAA
Messenger RNA from Uranotaenia lowii, 6730 nucleotides. RefSeq names its product protein Shroom. Gene Ontology annotation, cellular component: adherens junction; cortical actin cytoskeleton; apical junction complex. NCBI's taxonomy places the organism in Eukaryota, Metazoa, Arthropoda, Insecta, Diptera, Culicidae. The transcript has 11 exons. The coding region runs from base 153 to 5144 and encodes 1663 amino acids. The record is from RefSeq and is a predicted model, not a curated record. Gene Ontology annotation, molecular function: actin filament binding. Gene Ontology annotation, biological process: actin filament organization.